GGCAGGCAGACCCCCAGCAAGCCAGGAAGGAGGAGGCAGACAGAGUGGCCACCACAGUUCUCUGCAGCAGACCCUCUGCCCAGGCCAGUCAGCCACUCAGUCCUUGCCAGAAUCAGAACUAUCACUUGAAAGUCUUCAUUGAACCAGAAGCAGUACUUACUGAGGCAAUGGUGGGCAAAAACGGCAGGCAGAGGCAGCAGCAGCAGACACGCCGAAGCAACAUCAAGGCCCCCAGCAGCAGCUGCUUAGUCUCCCCUCAUCCAUGUAUGUAAACAGAGCCCUUCGCCUUUUCUUCCCUCACAGCACCGCACUGAAGAUAGAUUUCCUAGGUGGAGUCAUGCAGCCCCGAAGAAGCAUAACAAAUACUCAUUGUAUUACCGUGCUGAUUCUGGCGCAGGGGCGCCACGCACACUCUCUGCCCCACCCAGCCAAUGGGAGAGCGCCCGCCCACCCGCCGGCGCCACCAGCCCGGAUUCAGUGAUCUCGUUUCCAUCUGUACCAGACAGAGGCCCUUUCCACAGCAAGUCUUGACUUUGCACAGCUACAAAUGCCAAGAAUUAGCCAAUCACUAUCUUGGCUUCAAUGGCUGGUCUAGUUGCCUCAUCACACUUCAGAAUAUAUCUGGUUUUGAAGAGGAGGAGAACAAAGAGGAGGAAGUGAGGACUUCACCCAUGAGCCAAUGUCUGAAGUAUCUGUGCAUUCAGGAAUUAAUCAUCCCCCAACAUGGGAUCCGUACCAGAGGAGUUGGUGUGGCUGAGCCUCAUGUAGAUGCCAGCCAAGAGCUGUGGAACUCGGAAAGCACCAAGACCUCUUGUUCCACAUCUUCAUACGAGCCAGGAAAGGCUGGGUAACAGCCACUGCCUUCAGCCUAGAGCAGUGAGUGCUAAGAGCAUUGCCAUCAGCCAUCAGAUAUUUAUAUCACACACCCCAUGGAUUCUGAAACCUCUGUUACCUCCCUGCCCAUUUGAAGCAAAGAAAAUAACACUGUU
Molecule: messenger RNA, 989 nt
Organism: Hemicordylus capensis (graceful crag lizard)
Lineage: Eukaryota; Metazoa; Chordata; Lepidosauria; Squamata; Cordylidae
Product: RAD52 motif-containing protein 1-like
Exons: 5
Coding region: 432-851 (139 amino acids)
Cellular component (GO): nucleolus
Source: RefSeq, a predicted model, not a curated record